Protopolystoma xenopodis is the source of this 502-nucleotide messenger RNA. The record is from the annotation of a GenBank genome assembly. Lineage: Eukaryota; Metazoa; Platyhelminthes; Monogenea; Polystomatidea; Polystomatidae.
GUCGCCGUCGCUGUCGCCGCCUCGAACAGGCGCAGUCGAGGCCGAAGUCGAGGUCGAGGUGGAGAUCGAGACCGGGAGUGACGUUUGGCCCGCCAGGCCGGACGACGAAGAGGACAACGGCGACGGCGACGGCGACGGCGACGGCGACGGCGAGGGUGAUGGUGACGGCGAGGACGAGGGCGACGCGGAUCUGUGCGUCACCGCGCCGCCAUUGGUCGACGGCAGUCGACCCGCCUGCCUCGUGCCGAUGUACUCCUCGCCGUUGGUGAUGCGUCAGGCGGCGAUGCGCAGACGCAUCCUCUUCCGACUCAAUCGAGAUGUACAUCCUUUCAUUCAGUACCCGGUCGACUUUCAGAUUAGCGUAAGCACCAACGCCACGGCAACGGGGCGUCUGUCAGGAUUCGUCUUGAAGAGUGCAUUGGAGGAAAUGUUUUGUCUAUUUUUGCUUAAAAAAGGUUGUCUUUCGAGUCUGCCAGCAGAUUGGACAGACGAAGCGAGGUGA